This is a messenger RNA of Boleophthalmus pectinirostris (great blue-spotted mudskipper), 4729 nucleotides long. It is a transcript of the gene cfap74, whose product is annotated as cilia and flagella associated protein 74. The record is from RefSeq and is a predicted model, not a curated record. Lineage: Eukaryota; Metazoa; Chordata; Actinopteri; Gobiiformes; Gobiidae. Bases 110 to 4723 code for a protein of 1537 amino acids. The transcript is spliced from 38 exons.
CACGUGAGCAACUUUAAUGAUAAAAACACGAUAAUUAACUUAUUUAUCUCUAUAAUUAUACUUCAGUACAACAGGAACAAAUGUCAUAUAGCGAGUUAGGUCUGAGAACAUGAAGCAGGAGGACAGGAGCUCUGAUGAGGACUCCACUUCAUCCAUCAGCUCCGAGUGGCUGGCAAUGUCCGACAGUGACAGUGUGGAGCAGGAGGCCGGAGCAGCGUCUGACCAGAGGACCGUGGAGAGGUGUGUGGACACGGGGCGGAUGUUCAAGCUGAGGAGAGCCCUGAGCCAGCUGGACCUGUACCACCAACAGAAGGAGGAAGAUGUGCGCACAGCCAGGGAGCAGCAGAGAGUGUGUCGUGAGCACAUCCAGGAGCUGCUGGAGCAGAGGGACAGGCUGGAGGAGGAGAUGGACAGUCAGAGGGCGGCAGACAACAGUGCAGGGCUGUUCAGACUCAGAGCUCAGCACCGGAGACUCUGUGAGGAGCUGCAGAGGGAGGAGGAGCAGGAGCUGGUGCUGAAAGAGGCCCUCCACAAACACCAACUGGAGCUGUGUGAGGCUGAGGUGGAGCUGGCCAAAGUCUCCUCUCUGAGACGGGAGCUGCACCAGGACGAGCAGAGCUACAACCUCCACAAACAGCAACAGAGCGCCAGGAGACUGCAGCAGGAGAGACAGGCCUGCUCCAACCGCCAGGCCAAGAUCAAGAACAAGAACCAGGCCAAGAGUCAACAGACCUAUGAUAAAGGAAACCCUCAGAAGAACAUCCCAGAGGAGGUGAAGAAGACGAGAAGCAGCAGCGUGGACAGAGUGAUGAGGGAGAGCAUCCUCAGGGCUCAGAGUCAGGAGGUGGACAGGCGGAGGGAGUGCAGGGAGCGAGCGGAGAUCCGGAGACAGGCUGUGAAGGCUCUACAGACCAACAUCUCAGCGGCGCAUAGCCGAGCCAGAGCCCCGAGGCGGAGAGAGCAGAGGGUCCAGAGGGGUCAGCCGGAGGAGGAGACCCGGCCGUGGGCUGGAGGUCCUGGCUCCGCGGUGGAGAAACAGCACAAACCGCGGUGUGUGAGCCUCAGCGCUCACAGGAGCACGAAACCCAGGGAGAGGCAGAAGGCAAAGGGCCUGGAGAUAGAAGCUGGCAGCUCCGUUCUAAAAGAGCAGCAGCUGUUGAGGAGGCAGACGCUGCAGCCUGCACAGCCCAAGGCUCCACAGAGGUCCAACCUGCCCUCCAGCCCGCCCCUGCCCUCCACACCACUCUAUCCAACUGCAAGCAGGGAGCGGUUCCAGGAUCCCAGUGACAGCGAGGACUCAUCAGACCCGGAGGAGCAGUUUUGGCCUGGGCAGGAGAAGGAGGAAGAGGAGGAGGAGGAGGAGGAGGAGGGGGCUGGAGCAGACCUGGAGCAGCCUGAGUUCUGUGGCUUGUGGGCCCAUGACUAUAAGGAGAAGAAGCUUUUGGUCCAGACUGAAGCAGCUCAGAACAAACGUCCAACUCUCAGCGACAAACUCAACUCUUCAGCUCCGACGUCCUCCACCAAAGAGACCAGAGGGAGGAGCUUCAGCUGUAAACCAGAGCUGCUCCACUUUAAGGACUUUGACGUGAAUCAGACGUACAAGAGGAAAGUGAUCCUGACCAACGUGAGCUACACCACAAACACCUGCAGGUUCUCGGCUGUGUCUGCUCCUCUGAACGGCUGCGUGUCCGUGAGUUUUGAGCCUCCUGGUCUUCUCUCCACUGGGAUGUCCUGCGAGCUGCACGUCGUCUUUGAGCCACACGUGAAUGAGGAUCUGGAGGGAGAGAUCAGAUUCUCCACAGCCUCAGGGUCCUUCUCUGUCCCGGUCAGAUGCUCCACCAAGAAGAGCCAGAUGGAGGUGGACAGUCAGUGUCUGGACUUUGGUUCUCAUGUUGUGGGUCAGACUGUAACUCGCUGUAUCACUCUGAUAAACCGCGGGGCUCUGGGCUCCUCCUUCAGACUGGACAUGAGUGACCAGACCAGCCCAGAGCACAGCUCCUGGGCUCCCUGUGGCCCGACUGCCACCCCCCAGGAGGUCGACUGUGGAGAAGCUGAAGUGGACGAUGAGAAGAGACAAGAGAGUGGAGACCAACCAGAGACUCAUCAAACAGAGACAGAAAGCCCUGCAGACCCGCUCACCUCUGACCCCUCCCACUCCCCUGACGCCACUCCACGUGACUCCUCCCACUCCCGUAACUCCUCCCACCCCGAUGACUCCUCCCACUUCGCCGACUCCUCUGACGCCACGUGUGAUGUGCAUUUUGGAAGUGUGACUGAGGGCCACGUCGGACCUUCUCAGAGCACCAAACUGGACGUCAUCUUCAAACCCACAAUCCCAGGAGACACCAGACUCACCUUCUACAUCCACUUCUCUGACCCGAGCAGCGCCCCGAUCCCGGUCCAGGUGAAGGCCUCGGCGGUCAGUGAGCCUCUGUGGGUCGCUCAUCCAAACGUGGACCUGAAGAUCUGCGUGUGGGACCAGUCCUACCACCGCUCCAUCUGCGUGCACAGCCGAGCCAGCACGGCCCUGAAGCUGACGUUUGAGGUUUGUCCAGAGCUGAGGAGACACAUGGAGGUUCUCCCAAAGACCGGCUUCAUCCAGGCUCAGUCCAGCUUCAAGGCCCUGCUCAAGUUCACGCCCAGACCGUCCCUCCCUGAAGACGCGGGGGAAUUAUUUGACCGUGACACCAGCGUUCUGGAGGCCCCUCUGGAGGUGCACGCUCCAGGACAGGUCUGUACCGCUGGACCCUGUUGUGUUUUUCAGUGUGUGUCUGUCACGGUGAGUGCAGUGCUAACCUCCUCUGACCUGAGCCUGGACCUGUCUCUGUUGGACUUUGGGCCCUGCUCUGUGCACCAGGCCGGCAGGAGCAGAGUGCACCUGUCGAACCUGUCCCUGCUGCCUCAGGACUUUGGCUUCUGCAACGUCCCCGAGUUCCUGGAGGUGCAGCCGGACCAUGGCUUUGGGACUCUUCUUCCUCAGGAGACUUUACCCAUUGACCUGAUCUUCAGACCAAAGAAAGUCCAGAGCUACAACUUCCAACUGAGCUGCAAGACUGGACUCAACCGAGACCUGCUGUUGUCCUGCAGAGGUCUGGGAGUGCGCCCCCCUCUGGAGUUCUCUCACACCGCGGUCCAGUUUGGAGCCACGGCGCUGGGACACUGUUCGUCCGCUCUGGUCUACAUCACCAACACAGAACGACCUUUGACCCCCGCCGAGCCCCGCCUCUUCAGCUUCCACGUCCCUGACCAAUCAGACGUCAGCGUGUCGCCCUCCACUGGCUCUCUGUUACCUGGAGAGCGUUGUGUGGUCCAGUUGAGCUUCAGACCAACUCUCCACGAGACAGAGCUCAGAGAAGAGUCUGACACACGGACCGAAGCGCAGAAGGAGUGUCCAGCAGAGGGCAGCAGAGGACAAACGAUGCAGAAGACGAGCGCCCGCCCGACCCUGACUCCUCCCCUCGGACAUCUCACGGUGACCUGCUGUGUGUCUGACCCCGUCUCCAAGAGCUCGCCGGACCAGACCCCGUCCUGGAGCCCCGUCAACGUGCUGUACCUGCAGCUGCACUGCCCUGUCACACAGCCCCCUCUAGUGGUCACAUCCGAUACUGGAGGAAACUCUGUGGACUUUCAGAACGUGGCAGUCGGGGAAACAGUCGUACAGAAGUGUGUCGUCCAGAAUGUAACAGAAGAAACACAACAUCUGGGCUCGUCUCUGUUGGCCCCUGGGGGUCCCUUCUCUGUACUGAACGCCCUGCGGCCCCUCAGACCGGGUCAGAAGCGCCUCCUGCUGCUGGCCUUCUCCCCCUCCAGAGCUCUGAAGUACCGUGAGCGUGUGGAGCUGCGUUGCCUGCGGGGGGCGCUGUGGCUCAGGCUGCGUGGAGAGGGGGUGGAGCCUGCGGUCACCUGCUCCUCCUCUGCCCCGGAGCUGGACUUUGGACACGUUCUGGUCAGGGAGAGCUCCUGUCACACACUGAAGCUCCAGAAUCACUCUACAGUUGAUGUGGGCUUCAGGACCUUCCUCUCCAGUCGGGCUCCACCUGCGCUUCAGACAGAGACCAGCAGGGGGCAGAGUGUGCAGCUGCUGUCAGGUGGUGUUAGAGAUGUGAGUGCGUUCAGCGUGGUGCCAGCAGAGGGCAGACUGGCUCCAGGGCAGAGUCAGGACGUCCGGCUCUGUUUCCAUCCCAGAGAAGAACAAGAGUUUAGGGAUCACUUCACUGUGCAGCUGUUUAAUCAGAGUGCAGUGUGUGAGAUGAACCUGCGGGGGGCGGCGUGCUCUCACAGUGUGUUUGUGUGUGGAGGAGAUCCUCUGAACCUGCCCCCCACGCUGACCCCUGGACCUGGAUCUCAGACCUCAGAGGACGAGCCCACCCCGGUGCUGGUGACCCUGAGGGCCCCGGGCAGCUCCGGUCAGAGGGUCCCCGCGGUCAGACAGCUGCAGGUGGGCUGUGUCCGCUCCACGCCGCCCAGCAAGAAGAGUGCAGAGUUUGUGUGGGAGCUCUCUGGAUCCGUACAGCAGCAGGGCUUUAACGUAGAUCCCACCCGAGGAGCCCUGGAGCCCGGCACCGCUCGCACCGUCACCGUGACCUGGACGCCCCCUGGUGGACACAAGCCUCAUCACGUGCUGCAGAGCUGUGUGUCCCUCACCGUGAAGGCAGACGCAGUGAGAGUCUACAGCGUCACCCUCCUGGCCCUGGUGACCCCCGCUGACCCCGCUGACCCCUGACCCCUG